Guillardia theta CCMP2712 is the source of this 586-nucleotide messenger RNA. RefSeq lists its product as hypothetical. The transcript has 3 exons. The coding region runs from base 24 to 569 and encodes 181 amino acids. NCBI's taxonomy places the organism in Eukaryota, Cryptophyceae, Pyrenomonadales, Geminigeraceae. The record is from RefSeq and is a predicted model, not a curated record.
GGUUGUGUCCACGGGAGGGAAGCAUGAAGACGCCCAGGGCGAACGAACCCUCUGAAGACCGCGACAACCAAGGGCCUGAAAAGAAGAGACAAGAUGUGAAGCAAGCUUCAACCCCUCGUUCCAAGACGGGUUCUGAGGAGAUCCUCAAUUCCGGCAUCUCUGCUGAAGCUCAGGACUCUAGGACUCAGAGGUCUCCAUGGAUGAAUGAAAUGGAGGGUGUACACACAGGGAUCGAGGGACUGCAAUCAGAAAUCGAAGGAGAACAACAAGAGAGGCGGAAUGAAGAGAUCGGAAAUGUACAAGGAGGGAUCGAAGAUGUACAAGGAAAGAUCAAAGGUGUACAAAAAGAGAUUACAGAUCUGUUGAAAGGGAUGCAAGGUCAAAAUGACCCAACGCAGGAGGAGAUCCUCAAGCAGCUUGUAAGCAGCAAGACGCAGCAUGUACAGUACCAGCAGCUGCUUGUAGACAGGGAGAAGCGGCUUGUAGAGGACAAGAAGCGGCUUGAGGGGCUUAUUCCACGUCCUGUGCAACUUCGAGACAGCUUGUCAAGACCUGAAGUGGCAUGCUAAGUUUCUUGAAAGAGCUC